Peronospora farinosa is the source of this 975-nucleotide messenger RNA. NCBI's taxonomy places the organism in Eukaryota, Oomycota, Peronosporomycetes, Peronosporales, Peronosporaceae. The record is from the annotation of a GenBank genome assembly.
AUGGUGCUGGGCAAGUACUGCUUCGAGGAGGAGGCUUUUUCUGUAGACGUUUUCGAAGUAGCGACCUUUUUAGAGGACUGUCGAGUACGUAGCCCCAUGGAGACGAUUUAUCAGGAUUUGAGACACUUCCAAACGGCGCUAGAGAACCAGCUCGUGGCCAUUAUCAAUGAAGAUUACGCCGAGUUCCUGCAGCUCUCGUCUAAGCUCAAGGGUGUAGACGAGGCGGUUGCUAGCGUACAUGCACCCAUUUUGGCGGUUCUCAAGCGUGUAAGUGAAGUGCAAGAAGCUCUGAGCGCAUUGCAAAACAAGAUCCAGACGCAAUUGCAGAUUGCAAAUGAGUUGCAACAACAGGAAAAGGACCUGCAGUCCAGUAUUAAAAUCUCUGAGAAAUUGCUGCUGCUGGAAGAUCUACUGGAGAUUGGGUCACCAAUUGAAGGUGAUGACGAGGAGUCGAGCUUGGACAAAGACGGACCCACUGACUUCGAUGAGGACAGUGACGAUGAUUUUGAGAACUUUGAACAAAUUGGAACGAGCAGCGCAAAUUUUUGUGCAAUUGGACCUAGAUUCUUGAACGGCAUGCACGUUGCCACAAUUCAGAAAGAGGAGAAGCGUCUAGCGAUCGUUGAAGAGACACUUCUUCGUCGCCUAGAGACGGAAUCUGUGGCUGAAAUUCUUCCCGAUACGUAUUACAACCGCGACCAUGCGAUUAGCGAGCUCACUUUGAGCUAUUUGCUGAGAGCAUAUGUGCUACUUGACAAAAGCCAUAUUCCAGAAGAAUUGAUUGGUCGUCUGCUUGUUCAUCCAUUUGCAGAGGAACAUCUUAUGCGUGGAAAGCUGGAUGGUCGAGCUCGUGGUUCGUGCGAGGGCUUACCACAGAUCUAUGAGUCCAUUUUGUACUUCAUUACGAGCAAGUUUGUGGGCACACUUGCAUUGUCUGUUUGUCAGGGCGAGAGUAACUGCUCAGUAGAUAUUUGA